AUGUCGUACUUUUCAGGAAUCUAUUUCGCCCUCUUCUGCAUUGGGUUGGUGUGCCUUCCACAACACACUCAAACACUUUUAUCGCAACGCUGCGGCGAUCCACCAAAUAUACCCUAUGGAAACUUUCGCCUGAGAUUGUUCUCGGUGCGCUAUAGCUGCCAGCUCGGAUUCUUUCUGCAGGGGCAGCCACGCAUUUUGUGCGUCAACGGACGUUUGAAUGGCGAGAUACCGGUCUGUGCUAAGCCGGGCUGUCCGAAGCCGAACGAUCCGGCCAAUGGAGAAAUCCAGCUGCAUCGCAGAUUAAGUGCCAUUAUCACUUGUGAGGAGAACUUUGUGGUGGCGGGCAAUGCCGUCAGCUUCUGCAAUGGACGGACUUGGGAUCGACCGCUGGGCUUGUGUCGGCCAAGCAAUCACUCACACAACUAUUUCUGCGAUUUUGAAAGCGAGGAUCAGUGCGGUUGGGGCUCGGACAGUUUCUUGGAGAACAAUUGGAAGCGAGUGGCCACUGCCAGUCGCUUUAAAUCGUAUCGCACAGGUCCACAUCACGACCACACGAUCAAAACUGCAUAUGGUGGCCACUAUAUGCUAAUGGAGACUCUCAAGCCGAUCCUUGGCAGGCACGACCUGCACUCCCCCAUCUAUCCGAGAGCGCUGAGUCUGCGUACCGCUUGCUGCUUUCGGUUCCAUUAUUUCAUGUAUGGCGCGGGUGUGGGUCGACUUAUGGUGUUCGUCAAGCCACAUGAUCUGACAAUGGACGACGUAUUAAGAGAGCCAGCGACCUAUGUAAAGUUUAAUGUGACUGGAAACCAGGGCAACCACUGGCUGGAGCACGUCAUCAGCAUCGACGAAAUGAGCGAUAAAUUUCAGGUGGUAUUCAGCGCAGAAACAAGCAAUUUGCACAACCUCGGCGAUAUAGCCAUCGACGAUGUCCAACUGCUAACCGGCAGCGAUUGUAGCUCUGGAAUAACAACCACUGAACAGGCAACUGAAGUCCCGGAGGAGACUACGGAGCGGGUGACUUUUGAUAUCAUGAAUUGUACGAAUCGGUGUGGGGAAUCGACUAACGAUAGUUGGCGAAUCACAGAUGAUUGGACACUGUUAAGGACCUGUAACUGCAGUGAGGAUUGUUUCGAUAACGACAGUUGUUGUUCAGAUUAUUUGAUGACUUGCCUGGGCAAUGAUGAAACGACAGUGAUGGAAGAAGCAACAACAAUAGCUUUACCAAAGACAACAACACCUACAACAACAACAACAACGACAACACCCAAGCCAACAACAAGAACAACAACAACUACGACGACGACAACCACAACCACAACGCCAAAGCCAACUACCACUAGUACAACAACAACAACAACAACAACCACUACGCCAAAGCCAACUACCACUAGUACAACAACAACAACAACAACCACCACACCAAGAUCAACAACAUCUACAACCACCGUUGCAACAACAAGAGCCAAAACAACAUCCAGCACUCAAAUACCUCGUGACAUAGUUGCCAAGCCGACACGGCAACGCUUUAACCGAGUCACCUGGAAAGUGGAACCGGGUCAACUGGAAGGCUCAUCCAACAACAGCAGCCCGGAUCACUCGUUCGCAAUGCUCCUCGUAUUCCUGGCCAUCCUGUCAAUAAUUGCUGUGGUCUUGAUCCUUACUCGAGUGCGACGCUCCAAGUCGUCGAGCGGCACAAUGGGCGAUGCUGUCAGCUACCAGCCACGCCCUAAGCCCAACAUGCAUUCGGCCCUAUCUAAGCUCAGGAAUGCGAUGCGCAUUGACCAGCGCAAUGGACAGGAGGAUACGAGAGCCUUGUGUGUGGCAGACGAUGAAGACUGCGUGCAGUUUGAGGAGGUGGGAGUCGAUGUGGGACGUCUGAAUAAUAAGACUACCUCUGAGCUGUAGAUCAAAGGUCAGCAGAAACAUUUCCCAAGAUUUCUCGAAUAUAAAAUUAAAAAUUGUAUC
Scaptodrosophila lebanonensis is the source of this 1965-nucleotide messenger RNA. RefSeq names its product zonadhesin-like. The record is from RefSeq and is a predicted model, not a curated record. Gene Ontology annotation, cellular component: membrane. The coding region runs from base 1 to 1905 and encodes 634 amino acids. The transcript is spliced from 4 exons. Gene Ontology annotation, biological process: nervous system development. NCBI's taxonomy places the organism in Eukaryota, Metazoa, Arthropoda, Insecta, Diptera, Drosophilidae.